AAAAAACAAGAGGAAGCUUGUUUCUUGUUUGGUGUUUGGAUUCGGAAAAAUGGCGUCUAAUUGUCUAUUUAUGGGCAGGAAAUAUUUAAUUAAAUUUAGUUUACUCACUGAAACUGUGAGAUAUUAAAAUCUGUAUGUGAUUACCUUAAAAGAUAUCGCUUCCAAUUUAUAUUCGAAUUAAAUUAUGUAAAAUAUAAUGACAUUUCUUUUUAUUGUAUCUGGGACACGUUGAAGGUUUUUAUCUAAGUUGUAAUGAUGGAAGAUACAUCGGGAAGUGAAGAAAGUGGUGAAGGAACUGAGAAUUCUGGAAACAGAGAUCGUUCAAGAGAUAAAAAACACAAAAAUGGAGAUGCUUCUUGUAAAGCAAAACGCAGCAUGAAGCGUCAGCUUAAAACAUUUUCCUUUGGUAAAUGGCAAAAAGGUUUUAACAAAGAGAAAUCUAAAAAAAGAACUUUUAGUUUAAGUAAAGAUGCAUGGCAAAGUUGCAGCUCAGUUGUAUCUGAAGCAUCCAUAGAGGGAGCCACUUGUAUCUGUACUGGUUAUAGAAAAACUAAAGCAUCAUCCUCUGAAAAACAUAGUAAGGAAAAACCAACUGAUGUAUCAGAUGACAUGAGAGGAAGUAUUUUGGCAAUUGCAUCUUGUCCGAGAAAUGACGCAACACAGCAUCCUCAGGCUCAAGAGGAAGGGAUUUAUGCUGGUGAUAAUAGGCAACAGAGUGGUGAAACUUCAGAUAGUAAUCUACUGAUAACUUGUCAGGCAACUUCUCAGCAGCCAUUGUCUUUGAAUGAAAUCAGCAUUAGUCAGUUGACCCUUGCCCUUCAAGAGCAUAUGAGGUUUUCAAUUGUACCUAGCCCAUUUGUCAUUAGAUAUGGAAAUGUGGGCUACAAUGUAGAUAGUCGGAAUGCAUUUGACAGGCGAUCUUGUAGCCUAAAUUUAUUUUCUACUGCUCAUACUCAAAUAGAUUAUGUUCAUCAUCUUGUACCAGACCUUAGAGAAAUCACCAAUUGCAGCUUUUACUGGGGCAAAAUGGAUCGGUAUAAAGCUGAAAAGCAGUUGGACAAGAAACCUGAAGGGACAUUUCUAUUAAGGGAUAGUGCACAAGAGGAAUUUCUAUUUAGUGUCAGCUUCCGACGUUACGGGCGAACUCUACAUGCUCGCAUUGAACAACUGAAUCAUAAAUUUAGUUUCGACUCUCAUGAUCCAAAUGUGUUCACUUCAAAUACUGUCUGUGGUCUUGUAGAACAUUACAAAAACCCCAUCUGUUGCAUGUUCUUUGAGCCAAUGCUUACUAUACCGGUUCAUCGCACCUUCCCUUUCGACUUGCAACAUUUGUGCCGGGCUGUCAUCUCAGAUUACAUAACUUACGAUGGCAUAAACGAGUUAAAACUACCAAAGAAGAUAAAAUCUUAUUUGAAAGAAUAUCAUUAUAAACAAAGAGUUCGUAUUCGACAUCUUGAAAAUGAUAAUUUUGUUUGACGUUUGUAGAUAAGAUAUGUAUAGAUUUUUAUGGAUUGCUUAGUUUUCUUUUUGAAGGUAUUGACGGUUUUGCAUAUAUAGACUCUUUUUCUUGUGCUUAUUCAUGAAUAUUUAACUGGAUGAGAUUAUCCUUUGGGCUAUUAAUUGUAUUAUUUUUAUUAGUUUCCAAUGCAUAGCUGUCAACUUUCAUUUUUUGUGUCUUUUUCGCCAAUCUCUGAAUUCUAGCAUUUAAUAUAUAUUUCUGUUCUGCAAGUAAUUGUUGAAAUAAAACUUCCUUUUCAAAUUAUACAGAUUUUAAAUAAUGUCUCUGAUAGCAGAAUUUACUAUAUGAAUCUGAAGCACUGUCUAAAUUUUUCUGCAACUUCAUUGCAGUUAGAUGUAAAAAUUUUAUUUAACCUGUAACAAAAUUUGCAAAAUAAAAACUUGAUGUUUUGAGUUCUUUA
Molecule: messenger RNA, 1919 nt
Organism: Parasteatoda tepidariorum (common house spider)
Lineage: Eukaryota; Metazoa; Arthropoda; Arachnida; Araneae; Theridiidae
Biological process (GO): phosphatidylinositol phosphate biosynthetic process; intracellular signal transduction
Cellular component (GO): phosphatidylinositol 3-kinase complex
Molecular function (GO): 1-phosphatidylinositol-3-kinase regulator activity
Source: RefSeq, a predicted model, not a curated record